Molecule: messenger RNA, 984 nt
Organism: Monodelphis domestica (gray short-tailed opossum)
Lineage: Eukaryota; Metazoa; Chordata; Mammalia; Didelphimorphia; Didelphidae
Gene: SNRPB
Product: small nuclear ribonucleoprotein polypeptides B and B1
Biological process (GO): mRNA splicing, via spliceosome
Cellular component (GO): nuclear speck; U5 snRNP; U2-type prespliceosome
Molecular function (GO): RNA binding; snRNP binding
Source: RefSeq, marked provisional
GGCCCCGGCUGAGCCGAAUCCGUCGCGAAUCAGAGCCAUCCCAGCCGCCACCAUGACGGUGGGCAAGAGUAGCAAGAUGCUGCAGCACAUCGACUACAGGAUGAGGUGUAUCCUGCAGGAUGGCCGCAUCUUCAUUGGCACCUUCAAGGCCUUCGACAAGCACAUGAACCUGAUCCUGUGUGACUGUGAUGAGUUCAGGAAGAUCAAGUUUUUAAGGGGGAGAACUUGCUUUUCUGUCCUCAUUGCCUCUCUGUAAGGCUGCAGCCUAAACGGCACCCCCACCCAAUACAGCCUGCUCUGAAGCAGCUUUCAGGAGCCCCUGACUCUUCAGGGCCAAAGAACUCAAAACAAGCAGAAAGGGAAGAAAAGCGAGUUCUGGGUCUUGUGCUACUACGUGGGGAAAACCUAGUCUCGAUGACCGUGGAAGGGCCACCUCCCAAAGAUACUGGUAUUGCUAGAGUCCCACUUGCCGGAGCUGCAGGAGGUCCUGGGAUUGGUAGGGCAGCAGGAAGAGGUGUGCCUGCUGGUGUCCCAAUGCCCCAGGCUCCUGCAGGGCUAGCAGGGCCUGUUCGAGGAGUAGGAGGACCAUCCCAACAGGUGAUGACUCCCCAGGGAAGAGGAACUGUUGCUGCUGCAGCUGCUGCCGCCACAGCCAGCAUUGCAGGGGCUCCAACACAAUAUCCUCCAGGCCGAGGGGGACCUCCCCCACCAAUGGGUCGAGGGGCACCUCCUCCAGGCAUGAUGGCUCCUCCACCUGGAAUGAGACCUCCCAUGGGCCCUCCAAUGGGAAUGCCCCCUGGACGAGGGGCGCCAAUGGGCAUGCCUCCUCCUGGCAUGAGACCACCACCUCCAGGAAUGAGAGGUCCUCCACCUCCAGGGAUGCGCCCACCAAGACCCUAAGAUCCUCUAGGCUUUGCUCAGAUGCUUGCCACCUGGAAAGUUGUAAAUAGUUAUCUUACUGCCUUUGAACUUGGUUUAUAAUAA